Molecule: messenger RNA, 1268 nt
Organism: Diachasma alloeum
Lineage: Eukaryota; Metazoa; Arthropoda; Insecta; Hymenoptera; Braconidae
Gene: Fnta
Product: protein farnesyltransferase/geranylgeranyltransferase type-1 subunit alpha
Exons: 5
Coding region: 192-1169 (325 amino acids)
Biological process (GO): protein farnesylation; protein geranylgeranylation
Cellular component (GO): cytoplasm; protein farnesyltransferase complex; CAAX-protein geranylgeranyltransferase complex
Molecular function (GO): protein farnesyltransferase activity; CAAX-protein geranylgeranyltransferase activity
Source: RefSeq, a predicted model, not a curated record
UACAGUUCUUCCCUCACAUUUUUCACAAAUUUGUGGACAGCCGUGGAUGUGUACAGUUGCGGAAGUAAGAAUGGGCCCCCCCAGCCACCCCCCUUCAAUUCGCCCAAAUACACUUCAGCCCGCAGUCGCCGGUCAGCUGCGAAUGAUUUUUGGCGUGACUGGAGUGUUCUUGUUGCAUAAAAACUCGUGAAAUGUCAGACAGCUCUGAGGACAGCCUCGAGGAUGGGCCCUGGGUGUUGUACAAAAAUCGUGACGAGUGGAAGGACGUUGUGCCAGUGCCACAAGAUGAUGGACCCCACCCAAUUGUUGCCAUCGCGUACUCGGAGAAAUUCAAAGAUACUUAUGACUACUUCCGGGCAAUUUUAAAAUCCGGAGAAAAAUCAGAACGAGCUCUCGCCCUCACCACCGACUGCAUCUGGCUUAAUCCAGCUAAUUACACAGUCUGGCAGUAUCGUCGUGACAUUCUGAAGGCUCUUGGAAAGGAUUUGAGGGAGGAAUUGAAAUACAUUGACUCUGUGAUUGACUCGAACCAGAAGAACUACCAGGUCUGGCAUCACCGGAGGGCCAUUGUCGAGUGGCUGCAGGAUCCCAGUCAAGAGUUGGAGUUCACUGCUCGGAUUCUGGAGAAAGACGCCAAGAAUUAUCACACCUGGCAGCACAGACAGUGGGUGCUAACUGCUUUUCGGCUCUUCGAUAAAGAACUAGAAUACGUGGAAGGAUUAUUAAAAGAAGAUGUGAGAAAUAACUCAGCCUGGAAUCAAAGAUACUUCGUUCUGAAUCAUACAACCAAUUUUGAACCAGAAGUUGUAGACAGAGAAGUGGAUUUCACGUUGGAGACAAUUGAUAUUGUCAAGGGAAAUGAGAGUGCGUGGAACUAUCUCAGAGGGGUAUUAAUACACGACGAAAAAGGAGGACUUGCCUACAACGAAAAAGUCCUGAAAAAAUGUCAAGAAUGGUACAACAACGGCUGUCGUGUCAAUCAUCUCUUAGCAUGCAUCAUCGAUAUUUGUCAGGAGAGAUACAAGAACGAGCCCACAGAAUCCCUAUUCCAUAUAAACAAUGCCCUCACGCUCUGCAAAGAAUUAUCCGAGAAACACGAUAGAAUACGCAGGCGGUAUUGGGACUAUGUGACCCAGCAAUUGUCUGAAAAACUUAAAACCGCUUGUUGAAUCGUUAAAUGAACAUCCCCUUGUCCAUGUGUUCCAAAAAAAUAUAUUGAAUAAACUGAAAAGGAAUUUUUUAAAUGUACAAAACCACUUGCAACGGAA